ACGAAUUAUUAGUUGUUUGGUACUGGUCAACCGCAACCUUUUUAUAUUGGCUGCGGCAGAUUCCAGUAUUUCGGCCUCCGUUCGACUCGUGACUCACUGGCUCAUUCAUCAUCAUCAUCGUCAAUCUUCUCAUCACUUUCUCUCUCUCUUUCUAACAUAAUUAGGUUUUACUCAGGUGAGCAGUAAUGGUCUUCUUCCGGAGCGUUUCGCUGCUAUCGAAGCUGCGGUCUCGUGCUGUUCGACAGCCUAAUCUGAGCAAUUCAGUUCGCUGGCUUCAAAUUCAGACCUCUUCUCCUGAUCUGGAUCUUCGCUCUCAGCUAAAGGACCUGAUUCCAGAACAACAGGAUCGGCUGAAAAAACUCAAGUCAGAACAUGGAAAAGUUCAACUGGGAAAUAUUACAGUUGAUAUGGUACUCGGUGGCAUGAGAGGAAUGACAGGAUUACUUUGGGAAACUUCAUUGCUAGACCCUGAUGAGGGUAUCCGCUUUCGAGGUUUAUCUAUUCCUGAAUGUCAGAAAUUGUUACCAUCAGCAAAGCCUAGUGGAGAGCCAAUGCCUGAGGGUCUUCUCUGGCUUCUAUUGACAGGAAAAGUUCCAACAAAAGAACAAGCUGAUUCAUUAUCUCAGGAACUAAGAAGUCGUGCAACUAUUCCAGAUCAUGUAUAUAAGACAAUUGAAGCCUUGCCCAUUGCUGCUCAUCCAAUGACUCAAUUUGCAACUGGGGUCAUGGCUCUUCAGGUACAAAGUGAAUUCCAGAAAGCAUAUGAAAAGGGAAUACACAAAUCAAAAUUCUGGGAGCCGACAUAUGAGGACUCUCUUAAUUUGAUUGCUCAGCUUCCAACUGUUGCUUCUUAUGUCUACCGCAGAAUAUACAAGAAUGGGCAAACUAUACCGAUGGAUGACUCCCUAGAUUAUGGUGGGAAUUUUGCACACAUGCUUGGUUUUGAUAACCCUGAAAUGAAAGAGCUUAUGAGGCUUUAUGUCACCAUCCAUACUGACCAUGAAGGUGGAAACGUUAGCGCUCACACUGGUCACCUGGUUGCUAGUGCCCUUUCAGAUCCUUAUCUGUCAUUUGCUGCUGCAUUGAAUGGUUUAGCUGGACCACUCCAUGGGUUGGCGAAUCAGGAAGUUUUGCUGUGGAUUAAAUCUGUUGUUGAAGAAUGUGGGGAGAACAUCACCAAAGAACAUUUGAAAGACUAUGUUUGGAAGACACUGAACAGUGGCAAGGUUGUUCCCGGAUUUGGACAUGGAGUUUUGCGCAAAACAGAUCCAAGAUACACAUGCCAGAGAGAGUUUGCAUUGAAGCACUUGCCUAAUGAUCCGCUAUUCCAAUUGGUGUCGAAGCUUUAUGAAGUUGUACCUCCAAUUCUGUUAGAACUUGGCAAGGUCAAAAAUCCUUGGCCUAAUGUUGAUGCCCACAGUGGUGUGUUGCUGAACCAUUACGGUUUAACUGAAGCAAGGUAUUAUACGGUUCUCUUUGGUGUGUCAAGGGCUAUUGGCAUUUGCUCUCAGCUAAUAUGGGACCGAGCCCUUGGAUUGCCACUUGAGAGGCCGAAAAGUGUUACAAUGGAGUGGCUUGAGAAUUACUGCAAGAAAGCUGCGGCUUAAUUUAGAAAAUUACCAUUUGCUCGAGAAAGGCCGAGUCUCCGUGGUUGUGGUUCCUGCCAGAUUGUUAAUUCGAUUGGGAACAUUUGUAACAAAUUUUGCAUUGUCGAUAUAAUUCCUUUGCUUUAGUAGAGACCAGAUAGCCAUUAGGUGUCUGUUUCCCUUCCCAGUUUCAUGUUCACGCCAUCGAUUAUUCAUGUGAAAGGAUUGCUACAUCGUUCAAUAAAUAUAUCUGUUAAAAGAGUUUUUGCAUCGUGAAUGCUGGUAA
This is a messenger RNA of Coffea eugenioides, 1872 nucleotides long. RefSeq names its product citrate synthase, mitochondrial. Lineage: Eukaryota; Viridiplantae; Streptophyta; Magnoliopsida; Gentianales; Rubiaceae. The transcript has 20 exons. Bases 186 to 1607 code for a protein of 473 amino acids. Gene Ontology annotation, cellular component: mitochondrial matrix. Gene Ontology annotation, biological process: citrate metabolic process; carbohydrate metabolic process; tricarboxylic acid cycle. The record is from RefSeq and is a predicted model, not a curated record.